AUGCUCAUGAUGCACAGCAUCGCCAAGGCGGAAUUGAGUCUGCAAGAGGAUGAUACAGCAGCAGCAUUGCAACAGAUUGACACUGGGAUUCAACAGAUUGGGGAGUUCUGCGGCGAAUGUUUACGCGAGGAACACGGUGAAGCAGAAAAUAUUACUCGUGAACGCUAUCUCAGCAACCUCAUAGAAUUUCGAUCUGAUUUGGAGACACUCGAUGCAGACGCUACCGAGGCGGAAAGCGACGAAGAAGAUAUUUUAGCAGAGUUGGAGAGAUUGCUAAAUGAAGACGAAGAAUAG
Molecule: messenger RNA, 294 nt
Organism: Geodia barretti
Lineage: Eukaryota; Metazoa; Porifera; Demospongiae; Tetractinellida; Geodiidae
Source: the annotation of a GenBank genome assembly